Messenger RNA from Acanthoscelides obtectus, 333 nucleotides. The record is from the annotation of a GenBank genome assembly. Lineage: Eukaryota; Metazoa; Arthropoda; Insecta; Coleoptera; Chrysomelidae.
AAUUUACUACAAUUUUAGUCAUGAAUCACUAUACACCAAAACAACGGGCCGAAAUAGUCACAAUGUACAUUGAAAAUCGUCGUUCAAUUGUGUUAACGCAACGUGCAUAUCGUCGAAAAUAUCGUGGCAAACAGGCACCGUCUGACAACACUACCCGUAGUUUGAUCGUCAAGAUACCGUUCAACAAUGACCAAGGCGUUCUAAUGAAUUGUUUGAAGCGGUCAGAGACAGCGUUGCCCAGAACCCAAAAGUGUCGUAUCGUCACCGCGCUUAGCAUUUUGGCAUCACUGGAACCACAUAGCGGUGCAUUUUGGAGGAUGAUUUGAAUUUGUU